This is a messenger RNA of Panicum virgatum (switchgrass), 592 nucleotides long. Its product is annotated as disease resistance protein RGA5-like. Gene Ontology annotation, molecular function: ADP binding. Lineage: Eukaryota; Viridiplantae; Streptophyta; Magnoliopsida; Poales; Poaceae. The record is from RefSeq and is a predicted model, not a curated record. The coding region runs from base 14 to 469 and encodes 151 amino acids. Gene Ontology annotation, biological process: defense response to other organism. The transcript has 2 exons.
CAAUCCUGACGCUAUGAAGCUUCUCAAGGACAUCCUGUAUGAGCUUCACAAAGGAGGAGAACAUCCUGGUGCAAAUUUGGAUGAAAUAAAGCACCUCAUUGAUCUUGUCCGUGAUUUUCUCCGGAACAAGAGGUACCUCAUUGUUAUUGAUGACAUAUGGGAAAAAGAACCAUGGGAUAAGGUAAUAGGGCUGGCUCUGAUGGAGAAUAAUAUGAGAAGUAGAAUAAUUACAACCACCCGCAUUAUUGGUGUUGCUGAGCAUGUCGGCGGUUGCUAUAGGCUCAAACCACUUUCUUAUGAGAGCUCUGAAAUAUUAUUCUAUGGAAGAAUAUUUGGAUCAAAAGAUAAAUGUCCUAGGCAAUUUUUUGAAGUAUCUAAAAGUAUUCUGAAGAAAUGUGGAGGUGUCCCAUUAGCUAUGGUCUACCAAGUACCAAGGAUGUUGGCCCUAUUCAGCUCCCCGCAGAGAUAGGGAAGCUGAGGUUUCUACAGACGCUGGAUUUAUCUAAAACUAGAGUAGAAGAACUGCCACCGAGUGUUAUUACAGGUCUAGGAUAAUUGAUGUGCCUAGGUUGUUAUGGAUGGGGCGGCACAA